Angiostrongylus costaricensis is the source of this 871-nucleotide messenger RNA. The record is from the annotation of a GenBank genome assembly. Lineage: Eukaryota; Metazoa; Nematoda; Chromadorea; Rhabditida; Metastrongylidae.
AAACGACAAGCUUAUCGUGAUGAAAACUAUCCUAAAUUUUUGUGGUCUAACGGAGUGAAUUUCGCUUUCCACAAUUCAAGUUUGUCUAUAAAGCUUUUGUUUGCAUCCUCAUCAUAUAAGCGACAAAACAUAUUUUUCACAACGGACAGUAGUUUGGAAAUCACUAUUUUUAAAUACACUGCUAACAAGCGACAUUACAGCUAAGGAUAAAAUCGUCGUCGUGAAAAGUAAAGGAUGUUGGUCAUAUAUCGGACGAAUUGGUGGAAGUCAGAAUUUCUUCAUAUUUACAAUGAUACUCUAUUUGAACGCCUCUGUUAGAAUAGAUGUUGGGACGGCUGCGCACGAGAUCGGCCACGCCUUGGGUCUCUUCCACACACAGUCAAGGCACGAUCGUGACAGUUUCGUUACACUUCAAUUGCAAAACAUCCUCCAAACCGAAAAAACCAACUACAACUAUAACUUGACCUACGAUUAUGGAAGUCUUAUGCAUUAUGGAGCAACCAUUGUCUCCAAGAACCGCAAACCCUAUAUAGUGCCACACAACACCAAAUUCAUGCAAACCCUAGGGUCACCCUUUAUUUCGUUCUAUGAUAAACUCAUGGUGAACCUGCAUUAUAAAUGCCUCGACAAAUGCAAUGAAGCGUCUUCUGCAAAAUGCGAGAAUGGCGGGUACCCUCACCCAAGAUACUGUUCGAGGUGUAUUUGUCCUAGUGGAUAUGGCGGCAAUACGUGCAAUGAAAGAGCACCAGCUGGUUCAAAAAUUGAAGUGGUCUUCCAAAACUACACUGAAAAUUUGAGUUCCGAUGGAUGUGUAUGGGCUGGUGUUGAGAUCAAAACACUGGCAGAUAAACGUCAUACUGGUUAUAGGUAA